AUGGUAGAGGCCGCCAUUCUGGAAGACGUGGUGGACAAGAUUAAGGGAAAUCGGUUUGCUGAUGAAAAGAUGAGCCGAAUUCGAGAUAUGGUAUUGCGAGGAGAGACUAAAGAGACAGUAAUUGAUGAAGAAGGCGUCUUGAGGAUUAAAGGAAGGGCUCCAGCCACUCUUCAGCAGCGCCGCCGUUCACCAGAGAGGCAGCAGCGCCGCCGUCCACCAGGAAAACAGCAGCACCGCCGUCCACCAGGAAGCAGCAGCGCGCCGUCCACCAGGGAAGCAGCAGCAGCCGCCAGCCGCCGUCCACCAGCAGCAGCCGCUAGCCGCGACAGCAAUCAGCAGAUAGCUGAACAAACAGAAUUAAAUAUGGGUGUAGCUGAUCACAGUCGAAUAAGUAUGGCUGAUUCUACGGAUAAUACACCUAGUAAUAGCAAUGAUCUGUCGAUUGGCACAGAAAUAACAAAAACAAAAGAAAAGAAAUGGAUCCUAGAUCUCUUGUUUGGCAACACUUUGAAAAAGGUUUUUGAAAAUGGUGUAUUAGUUAAAGCAAAGUGCUUACAUUGUAAACAAUAUUAUGCUGCCAAUACAACAAGAAAUGGAACAAGUGGACUAAAACAACAUUUGACUUAUCGGUGUAAAGUGCAUAAACCUCCGACUGUUGCACCCGCUAUUCAAAAAUUAUUAAAUAUUCAAAAUAACAAUUUAGAGACUUGGAAAUUUGAGCAAGAGGUAUGUAGGAGAGCUUUAGUUGAGAUGAUUAUUUUGGAUGAACUACCUUUUAGUUUUGUUGAAAAAGAAGGCUUUAAGAAGUUUAUGAGUAAAGUCCAGCCUUUGUUUCAUAUUCCUUCUCGUAGAACCAUAACAACGGAUUGUUAUGAAGUUUAUGGUGAAUUGAGAAUAAAUUUGAAACAAUCUUUAAGAGAAAUACAACCAAGAAUUUGUCUCACAACAGACACAUGGACUUCAGUGCAAAGAAUCAAUUAUAUCUGUUUGACUGCUCACUUUAUUAAUAGAGAUUGGGUGCUUCAUAAAAGAAUAUUAAAUUUUUGUCGUAUCACUAGUCGUAAAGGUGAGCAUUUGGCUGAGUCUAUUAGUAACUGUUUACUUGAUUGGAAGUUGGAUAACGUUUAUACUGUUACGGUUGAUAAUGCCUCUUCAAAUGAUGUGGCAGUUUUAGAGUUGUCCAAAAAAUUAGAUAUGUGGGGAACUAAUUUGAUGGAAGGUAAGCAUCUCCAUGUGAGAUGUAUGGCUCACAUACUUAAUCUAAUUGUGCAAGAUGGUUUGAAAGAAAUUGGUCCUUCUAUCAAAAGGGUGAGACAAAUGGUGAAAUAUGUUAGAUCAUCUUCUUCAAGGACAAGAAAUUUCUUGAAAUGUGUUGAAAUGCAAAAGAUAGAAUGUGAUAAGAUGUUGUCUUUAGAUGUGCCUACUAGGUGGAAUUCCACCUAUUUGAUGUUAGACACAGCAGAAAAGUUUGAGAAGGCUUUUGAGAGGUUUGAUCUUUAUGAUGGUAAUUUUAAUUCUUUUCUUGCUACUGAUGUUUGUGAAGAUGGAAGUAUCGCAGGGUCAAUUCAAUAUGAAGAUUGGGCUAAUGUGAGGAAUGUCACAAAGUUUCUUGAAAAAUUUUAUGAACUCACUUUGAAAGUUUCAGGUUCACGGUAUGUUACUUGUAAUGUUCAUUUUGAAGAUAUAUGUGAACUUGAUGCUUAUUUGAAAUUAUGUGUAGCAAGUGAUGACCUUGAUUUGAGUAAAAUGGCUUCGGGAAUGAAAGAAAAAUUCAAGAAAUAUUGGGGGACUCCUGAAAAAAUGAACAAAAUGAUUUUUAUUGCUUCUGUUUUGGAUCCUCGCAAUAAAUUUGUCUAUGUUAGUUUUGCUCUUGAAGAAUUACUUGGGGAAGAAACGGGAAAUGUAGUGAAUACGAAAGUAGAGGCUUACUUGAGGGAUUUGUUUGCGAUAUAUGUAAGUAAGUAUGGAAAAGGUUCCAAAAGUCAACCAUCUUCAUCUGACUCAUCUGAUUCUUCUGGUAGUGGUAUUUCUCAAAAUAUGUCCAAAAAUUCUUUGAGAACUAAGUUGCACAUGAAGAAACAAAAGAAUGAUUCUGGAAGUUUAGGUGUUAAAUCUGAGUUGGAUAAAUAUCUUCUUGAAGACCAAGAACCUGAAUCUGAAGAUUUUGAUAUUUUGAGUUGGUGGAAAGUUAAUUCUCCUAGAUUUCCAGUACUUUCACAGUUGGCUCGAGAUGUAUUGGCUAUUCCUAUGUCGAGUGUGGCAUCGGAAUGUGCAUUUAGCACCGGUGGUCGAAUUCUAGAUCCCUUUAGAAGUUCAUUGACUCCCAAAUGUGUGCAAUGUCUUAUUUGUGUCCAAGAUUGGCUUAGACAAGAAACCAAGCCUAUUUGUGUUGAAGAAAGUUUGGAGUUUCUUGAAAAAAUUGAACUUGAGAUGACAAAUAGUGGAAGAAACUCUUCCAUUGUUGAUCUAUGA
This is a messenger RNA of Solanum pennellii, 2472 nucleotides long. RefSeq names its product zinc finger BED domain-containing protein RICESLEEPER 2-like. Gene Ontology annotation, molecular function: protein dimerization activity; DNA binding. The transcript is spliced from 5 exons. The coding region runs from base 1 to 2472 and encodes 823 amino acids. The record is from RefSeq and is a predicted model, not a curated record. Lineage: Eukaryota; Viridiplantae; Streptophyta; Magnoliopsida; Solanales; Solanaceae.